AUGGCGACGUGGGACCCAGAUUCCGACUGUCUCCCAAAGUUGAACGAGCUACCAAAGAUACCGGGUGCGCCCGAGCAUGCGGCUUGGUUCUGGGGACCGAACGAUGAGGUGAAGUCGCGGGCCUUCACCUUCAUUAUGCAACUUUCAGAGUCAUUCUCAUCACAUCGCAAUCCCGUCCGGCCCCAGAGAUCAGAGAUACCAUGUACUAAUGACCUUGCACCACAGUUAGGACGGUUGAAUCUCCUCACACCACGAAGGGUCACUGAGGCUGCGAAGUUGAUUCAGACGGGCGAGAGGGCGGGUUUGAAUCUCCCUGCCGAGUGGCCGGAGCCUCCGUUCUUCGGCCGACAGGCUUUCAAGCACACGGUUGUGAAGGUCCGGCCGCAUGCAUUCGACGAUCUGUACGAGUUGAACACGCAAAGCGGCUCUCAGUGGGAUGGAUUCCGACAUACGACGGUCAAACAAAUCGAAGACAAGUCUGGCAAGAUCGGGACCAGUGCUUGGGCUCAUCGCGGCAUUGUUGGUCGAGGCGUCCUCAUCGACUUCUACGACCACUGCGGAAAGUCAUACGAUCCAUUCACACCGCGUAAGAUCACGGCCAACGAGAUCAAGGCCUGCGCCAAGGCACAGGGGGUGGAAUUCCAUUACGGUGACAUUUUCAUCGUGAGAACCGGCUUUUCAGACGCCUACAGGAAGCUCGACGAGAGACAGCGCGAGAAGCUGGGGACAAAGGCCUACCUGGAUCUGCAAUUUGCAGGCCUCUCGCGUGCCCACGAGACGGUGGAGCUCCUGCACGACAACUAUUUCAGCGCCGUGGCCAGCGACGCUCCGGCCUUCGAGACGUGGCCGAUGGACGAGCCCGAACACCUCCAUCACUGGCUGCUUCCCCUCUGGGGCUGUCCGAUCGGUGAGCUAUGGGAUCUCGAGGAGCUGGCUGCUUUGUGCAAGAAGCAUCAACGGUACACAUUCUUCCUCUCCAGUAGCCCGGCGAACGUGAAAGGCAAGUCAAGCCGGGUUAUUGCCCGGUUGUCCCCCGGAGUAGUGAGACGAAACAUUGUUGCUAACGACGGAACGUAG
Messenger RNA from Capronia epimyces CBS 606.96, 1077 nucleotides. RefSeq lists its product as uncharacterized. Gene Ontology annotation, molecular function: arylformamidase activity. Lineage: Eukaryota; Fungi; Ascomycota; Eurotiomycetes; Chaetothyriales; Herpotrichiellaceae. The coding region runs from base 1 to 1077 and encodes 358 amino acids. The record is from RefSeq and is a predicted model, not a curated record. The transcript has 4 exons.